Messenger RNA from Rhodotorula graminis WP1, 2444 nucleotides. RefSeq lists its product as uncharacterized. NCBI's taxonomy places the organism in Eukaryota, Fungi, Basidiomycota, Microbotryomycetes, Sporidiobolales, Sporidiobolaceae. Bases 110 to 2407 code for a protein of 765 amino acids. The transcript is spliced from 7 exons. Gene Ontology annotation, cellular component: fungal-type vacuole membrane. The record is from RefSeq and is a predicted model, not a curated record. Gene Ontology annotation, molecular function: oligopeptide transmembrane transporter activity.
CUCUCGCUCGCCCCCGCCUCUUGCGCUGCCGAGCCGCGCCCAAUACUGCCGCACAGCGCUCAAGCGUCCAUCGACCAUCUGCCGACCCGACCAGGAGGCGUCGUCGCCCAUGUCGUCUCGAGCCAGUCUCGAUGAGCUGCUCCCCGGCCGACGAGGCGGCGCGGUCGACAGCGGCGACCUCGAGGAGGAGCUCACGGUUCGAGCCGUCGUCGUCGGCCUCGUCAUUGGCGUCCUCCUCGCGUGCACCAACUGCUACUUCGGCCUGCAGACGGGCUGGAUCAGCAUGAUGUCGCUCCAGGCGUCCCUCCUCGGCUUCGCCGUCUUCAAGGUCGUCCCGCAGUGCGGCCUGUUCGCCGGCCGCCCCUUGACCGUCCACGAGAACAUCGUCCUCCAAACGACGGCCGUCGCGACUGGCACCCUCCCGCUCGCCGCCGGCCUCGUCGGCGUCAUCCCUGCCCUCGCGCAACUCGACCCGGCCCUCGACGGCGGCGCGCAGCCCCUCGUCCUCCCCUUCCGCACCCUCCUCGCGUGGUCGUUCGGCGUCGCCUUCUUCGGCGUCUUCCUCGCCGUUCCGCUCCGCAAGCAGGUCAUCGUCCGCGAGCAGCUCGUCUUCCCCUCGGGCACGGCGACGGCGCAGGUCAUCGGCGUGCUGCACGGCAAGCCGCUCAUGAGCGCGAGCGACGGCGCGGCGGGACGGGUGCGCAGGCGGCGGCGGGCUCUGCCCGACGCUCGAGAGGACCACGAGGUCGACAUGGAGGGGCUCGACGAGGAGGACGGCAUGCGCGGGCUCGGCGGGAGGGGAGGGAAGGCGGUCGAGGCCGAGAAGGUGGUGGACCGGCAGGCAUGGACGGCGUUGACGACCAGCUUUGCCAUCUCGGGCGUCUAUACACUCGUCAGCCAGGCCUUUCCCGUCAUCUAUGCCGUGCCGCUCUUCGACGUCGUCGUCCGACACGCGGCACACGACUGGCUCUUCUGGUUCACGCCGUCAUUCUCGUACAUCGGGCAGGGCAUCAUCAUGGGCUUCCCGACCACGGCAAGCAUGAACCUCGGCAUGCUGUGCAGCUGGGCCUGCUUGUCGCCCCUGUCCAAGGCGAUGGGCUGGGCGCCCGGACCUGUCUCGUCCUCGGUCGACGGCGCCCGAGGUUGGGUCCUCUGGCCCGCCCUCGCCAUCAUGACGGCCGAGUCGAUCCUGUCGGUCUCGCUCGUCGCCGCCGACGCCGCCCGACCUUGGCUCGAGCGCACGGCCGAGAAGGCGCGCACUGGCGGCGCUCUCUUCGUUCCGGUCGCGCACAGCGCGCACGACUCGGACGACGACGCGCAGAGCGAGGAGGACGAGGACGAGGAGCAUCGGCAGCAGCAGGCGGGCGAGGACAUGCGGGCGCGGCGGGCGCGAGCGCGGGCCGAGGACGAGCCGUCGACGAGGGCGGUCCUGCUCGGCGCGGCUCUGAGCUGCAUCUCGUGCGUCAUCAUCGUCGCGUGGGUCUUUGGCGAGGACGGCAUCAAGUGGUGGGCGACCGUCGUCGCGCUCCUCCUCGCCUGCGUCUUCUCGGUCCUCGGCGUUCGAGCUCUCGGCACGACCGACUUGAACCCGGUGAGCGCGAUCGGCAAGAUCUCGCAGCUCGUGUUCGCCGUCGUCCAGCCGGGCAACGUCGUCGCCAACAUCGUCGCAGGCGGCAUCGCCGAGGCGGGCGCGCAGCAGGCCGGCGACCUCAUGCAGGACCUCAAGACGGGCCACCUGUGGGGCAGCAGUCCGCGGGCGCAGUUCCACGGCCAGCUCAUCGGCUCGUUCGCGUCCGUCUUCGUCUCGACCGGCGUGUACUGCCUGUACCGCAGUGUUUACCAGUUGCCGAGCACGGCUUUCCCGGUCCCGACGGCAGCAAUCUGGCUCAACCUCGCUCGACUCGUCAACAACGGGCAGCUGCCGCCGCGCUCGCAGGAGGCGAUGCUCAUCUUUGGGCCGCUCUUCGUCGCGCUCGCGACGCUCAAGGCGAUCGGCAAGUCUCGACUCGCCGCCAUCGAGAGCGACGGCGUCGUCGGUCAAUCGCAAGAGCGAGCCCGAUGGGCCUGGACGAGGUGGAUCCCUUCUGGCAUCGCCUUCGCCGUCGGGUUCAUCAACACGCCGUCCUUCUCGAUCGCUCGACUCGUCGGCGGCCUCGUCUCGCUCUACUAUACGACCCGCACAUCGCAUCUUUCUCGCGCACGCACCUCCUCGACGUCGUCCUCGGCUUCCUCGUCGUCGGCCCACCUCGAGCACUUUGGCCUUAUCGUCGUCGCGUCGGGCUUUGUCCUCGGCGAGGGCCUCGCGAGCGUCGUCGGCUUGGUCGCCAAGAGCGCCGGUGCGACCGUGCCGUUGAGCUGCUGGGGCUGCGGCGUCGGCGGAGGAGGGUACUGUGGAGGCUGUUCAUGAGCGAAUUGUACUGCGUUGGACACGCAAUCUUAUUUCC